This is a messenger RNA of Fulmarus glacialis (Northern fulmar), 1145 nucleotides long. Its product is annotated as protein FAM154A-like. Gene Ontology annotation, molecular function: microtubule binding. The transcript has 2 exons. The record is from RefSeq and is a predicted model, not a curated record. The annotation marks the transcript as partial. Gene Ontology annotation, biological process: microtubule anchoring. Gene Ontology annotation, cellular component: centriole; cytoskeleton; axonemal microtubule. NCBI's taxonomy places the organism in Eukaryota, Metazoa, Chordata, Aves, Procellariiformes, Procellariidae.
GAGAGAUUACAUAGCUUAUGAAGUGCUGCCACAGAAACUUAAACCACCUGAAAAGCACGUCAAGAGUGAUGAGAGUAUGGAUUUGACCUCCACUUAUAAACAAGAUUAUAACUCCUACCCUAGUUCUCAAGUACCUCCGUGCAUCCCCUGUGUGAAGAGACGCAUCCCCAGCGCCAAGAUGGAUACAAGAACCACUUACGAAGAUGACUAUGUGCUAUGGAAUGAACCAAAGACAGAGCUGAUCAGACCAAACAACAGGUUUCACCCAUCAGAAGAAAAAUUUGACCACAGAACCAUUGUCCAGGACGACUAUCUCUACAGGGGGCCAGUUGCCACUCAAAGCUGCAAACCUCUGAAUCUGGUCCAGAAAAGCAAGGCUCCCUUUGAGAAUAUAACCAAUUAUAGAGUGAAUUAUGUGCCACAUCCUAUGGAGAAACGUUAUGUCCAUAAAUAUGAGAAAUACAAGGUCAAUGAGGUCCCAUUUGAUGGCCUCACUACCCACAAAGUUUCUUACAAGGGGCUGGCUGGUCAUCCAGCCAAGCUGGCAAAACCAUACCAGCCGAAGCUUCUCCAUGAUCUUCCACUUUCCUCUACAACUGAGUUUCAGGAAAAAUACCAAGCUUGGCCAUGGACUCCCAUGUUCACCAAACAACCUGAGGUAUAUCUUCCUCCUCUGGAGAAAAUGGACCUUCACACCACUACUCAGAUGCAUUACAAGCACACAAAUGGCAAACCAGCCAAGAUGUGUCGAUCUUUGGCUCAGCUUAAAAAAAGUACUGAGCCAUUCAAUAGCUCUUCUGUAACAAAGGAAGACUAUAAGCCUUGGCUGUGCAAGAGACUAAAACCUAUUACUCAAGCUCCAGAACUGACUUUCCCAGCAAAACCAAUGGAUUGCUUGACUACCUUUCAGACCCAUUAUGUGCCUCAUCUGCUCACAGUUACAAAGAGCUGUAAACCUGGCUGGUCAGGCCCAAAGCAUCACACUCUGCUAGAUGCUAAAACCAUCUAUACUACCAGCUACACACCAAAGAGCAUUGUUAGAUGCUUGGCCUCUUACAAAGACCCACCCGGUUACAUCUUUGAGGGAACUGAUGCUGAUGGUCACAAUCUCUAUCUCCCUGCUUCCAAGAGUGAGAGCCUGCAAG